UAAACCCUUCCUCUAGAGUCUAGAUAUAACACCAGCUGUUGCAGCUGAGGCAAACCAUCAGGCAGACAAUGAUCCCGAUGCGUGCAUUUCAAAUGCCAAGAACAGUAACAAUAAGUCCCAUGUUGAGCUUAGCUUCUUUAAAUUCAAAUUCAGAUUCAAUCAAUGGAAACCCACAUGAUUUUCUUCCUCAAAAACCACUUACAAACUCUCUUCAUCUUUCCCUUCCCAAACCUUCCUUUCUUGUCCGCACCCAGGUAUAUUAAUCCCUCUUUUCUGGGUUCAAUUUUGUUUGUAAUCAAAGCUUACAACCUCAUAUAUAAGACCCAAGAUUUACAACUGCAUAUAGAAUCAAAUGUUCGGAUAGAGAAAAGAAGAAAACCGGAGCCAUCCUGCGUUGUUUGUGAGGGAAGUGGAAGAGUUGAUUGUUAUCAUUGUCAUGGAAAAGGCAGGAUAAAUUACACUGAACUAUCGAUGCUUCCAAAAGGUGAAUGGCCAAAAUGGUGCAAGAUAUGUGGUGGCAGUGGACUUGGGCAUUGCACCCGUUGCCUCGGAACAGGCGAGUACAGGGAUAUUAUGGGCUUUCAUUUCAUGAAGAGAGAAUCCGACCACCCUCCAAAGCACACAGUGCAUCAAAAUGAAGAAAACGCUGAGCGUCUUACUGCUGCAGAUUUACUUCUCUCGCAAAGCCUGUCGGAAUCAGAAAAGUAAUCAGUGAGCAUGUAACUGUAGGUUGUUAUAGAAUGUAGUUUGUGUUCGUGAUGAAUGAACUUGCGAAAACGAUUGUACAUAAGUUGAAAGGUCUUUAAAAGCUUUUCAUUUGCUAGCAAUAUGUUAAUAGUCCAAUUUCUUCUACCCGUUCGUAUGUUCAUCAUUCACUCUCUUCAUUAUCGUCUUGGAAUGACUAUGUUCGUAGUGACUCGAAGUUGUUCUUCAAUCUUUGAUUCUUAAUAAGAGUACUUAAGAUUGUCUCUUU
Amaranthus tricolor (Joseph's coat) is the source of this 973-nucleotide messenger RNA. RefSeq lists its product as uncharacterized. NCBI's taxonomy places the organism in Eukaryota, Viridiplantae, Streptophyta, Magnoliopsida, Caryophyllales, Amaranthaceae. The record is from RefSeq and is a predicted model, not a curated record. The transcript is spliced from 4 exons. Bases 163 to 708 code for a protein of 181 amino acids.